UAAGUGACAUUAUACAUGACAUCCGUAGUGUAAAAAAUGCCGAGAUCAAGCAGAAGUCGAGAGUCUGGAUCUCGACGGAGCAGAUCGUCAAGCGGUCGUUCUCGUGGCCGCCAUAGACAUGAUAGGGAGCACCAUCAUCAUCGACAUGGUCACCACUCAAUUAAUUCUCAUCUUCGCCAGCUUUACAGGUUUCGACAGAAACAGAAAGAGAAAAACUUCAAAGCGGCAUCCUGUAGUAUGAUUGCGAUUGUCGUGCUAUGCACUGCAUUGUCAGAACCUCGAUGGGUAUCACUUAGAGGAGGAGGCUGUACCAUAGGAAGCCUACAGUCGACAGUGUCGACUCCUCUCGACCAUCUUGGCGCUUACCAGUUUUUCUACCCAGGGAGCUUUUAUGCUGAAAAUGAAAAUGAAGUAUCACUUUAUCAUUUUGGACCAUCUUCAGAUGAUUAUAUGCAUAACUGCGUUACCUACAAGGCUGUCGUCCUGAUGAAGGUCAUCAUUACCUUCACAUUUAUUGCCAUGGUCUGUUCUCUUGGAGGCUUUCUAUUGGACCUGAUUGGUCCCUCUCGGAGAGUUCUUAAAAUUCUAAGGAGAAAUGCUAUAUUGAAUAUCAUUGCUGUGAUAAUGUGCGUCAUUAUUAACAUGUUCUGUUACUGGUUGACGGCAGAGGUGCAGGCCCUUCAAAAGCAUACUAAGGUACACAUCGGCAGUAAAGUAAAUGUUAACUUUGAUAUCAGCUUUUUCCUCGUGGCUGCAGCAGGAGCAGUGGGUGUUCUAGCCACAGCCUUGAACUGUCUUCGUCGCUAUCCAGCCUAUGAUGACAGCCCGUCUGAAGCCUUAUUGGAUGAUUUUGAUGGAAUGGAAGGCCUCCUGGCUCCAGAACCAGAUGCUUCUCCCAUGGCUAAUAUUCCUCCACCACCAGCCUACACCCCAUAAUAUAUACCAGGAAUGAGCUGCUGUGCCUGUUUUACACACACUGUGUUAUAGUCAUUGUACAUUGUUGAUUGACAUUAUACACUUAACACUCAUAUCCAAAGAUUAAGACCAGAUUCAGAAAAGUAAUCACACGGAAUCAGAGGUUAGAACAUUGUAACAAAUUAAAGAAGCUUUAGUCUGAGAUUAUUUCUUUCUUUAAUGCAAUAUUUGAAUUACAGUUUUCAACAACCACCAUUGUUAUUGCAGGACCAGAUUAUAAAUAGUAAAAAUUUAGAUGCUACCUUUGAUAAGUAGAAGUUGUGCUGUGAAUGGAGUAAGGCACUGUCUUUUCUGAAUUGUGACUUUUUUGCUGAAAAAAUUCAAUUUAAGAAAUUUAGAAUGUGCAAAAUUUGUUAAACUGACAUGGGCUAAAUUCCAAGCAUGGCACAUAAAAAAAGGAUGUUUGUUUUUACUGUGUGUACAGUUUGUUUUCUGAAUGAUUGAUAUAUUCACACAUGCUGCCAUCAUACUUAACCAGUUCAUAGGUGACAUCUCAUACAUUUCAUUACAUUUGAAAAGAAAAUUAAUAGAUAUAUACAAUCAUGUUUUGAAAAUUCAUAAAAGUAUUUUAAGUGAAAAAAAAUAUUGAUAAAAGAGUUGUGAUUAAAGUUUAUAAAAUGAUUUUUGCAUUAUGUAAGGCUGGGAUGUAUCCUAUACUCCAGGGGCUACAAUCACGUUCGCUGUCUGCAGAGAUCAUUAGUGAUCAUAACCCCUGAAAUUUUCUGGAUAGUUAAAAAAGAUAUUUUAAGUUUUGCUUGAAACAUUAGAGUUUUACUUUUUUUUCCCAGAAAAUUCAUUUUUCAGCAUGUAUUUAUAUUCAGCAAAAAUUUGCAAUUUGAUUGUUACUGUAUGAAGUUAUCUUUAGCCUACCAUCAUAAGAUGGUUGGCUGUUCAAAUUGUCCUUUGUUAAUGGUCUGACUGAUCCUUCAUGUUAUCAUUCUUUCUUGAGAAGUUCUAGAUCGUUCCAGAUCAUUUCCUUUGGUCUCUAGUUGUGCAUCCUCUUAUUUUUGGACUGAUCUGGAAAACAAAAUGACCGAUGGGUGGCCAUUGUGGAUUUUGCCUAUUGAAAUUUGUAAUCUUUGUUUCUUAAGAAGUACUGGAUGGAUUUUAUUCACCUUGGUUCCUAGUUGUUCCCUUUUGAUUUAGGGACUGAUUAAAAAAUAAACACCAUGGGUAAUAGAUGACCAUAUUGGAUUUGACAGUGAAAAGUUUGUUAUUGCUAUUUCAUGAGAAAUACUGGAGGCUUCUUUUUCAAGUUGUAUAUGUAGGUUCACGAUGGUCCUUUGUUUUGCCCUUUUUAAUUUGAACACUGACCAGAAAACCAAAGUGGUCAAUAGGCCACUUUCUUAAAUUAAGAGUUAUUAUCAUUAAGAGGAAUUUUCAAAUUUCAUAUGAGUAAGAGCUAGAAUGGAGGAAAAAAUAGAAAAGAAGGGGAAAGAUCCAAUGUUUCAAGAACAAAGACCAAACAAUGGUUGGUGCCAAGAUGCUUCGCGGAUCUUAUGUGUAUUAAUGUGUUUUGAUAUUGCAGUGUUUGAAAUUGAUGCUUUAUACCAACAUGAUUAGGUUUGAUGUGGAUAUUCUUUAUUGUUAGAUAUAAACAAGUAAUCAUAUGCAUAACUCAGAUUAAAGUAUAGGUGUUAACUAUCCAACAUUAGCCUUAAGUCAUGCAAUUGAAGGGGCCUUGAUUCCUAGGUUUGAAGGGACAACACCUCUCACCUCCUACCCAGCCCCCUCAAUUUUGUAAUUGGAGAAGAUUUCAUUUGACUCCUGCUUAAAGUCAAGAGUCAACUGGAAAUCCUUGUGCAAAGUGGUUUCUUGAAGGAUUCACAAUUUUUAUAAAGGAUAAAUAUUGAGUCAUGCUAUGUUUAUGACAAAUACUUAUGCAAUAUGUAUUUUCCUGUUUUUCCAUGAUAAUUUUUUGUUGGAGUGUGUCGUGUACAUAAAUUUAUUCAUUGUGAGUUUAAAACAUUCAAUGUCAGGAAUGAAUAUUUAUGAAAACAUAUAUACAUACUCAAUGUUGUGAGUAUAAAAUUGUAUAUACAUGUAUAUACUGGUCAUUGACCUACACUCGCCAAAUACAAAUUCUCGUGAGUGCUCAGAGAAAUACUGGCGUGUAUAUAUUUAUCUGCACAUAAGUUGUCUUUUUGUCCAGGAAUUUUCUUAUCAACAAAAUGCAUGAAAUGGCAACCUUUGGUGAGAAUUGGUACUUGGCAAGAAUAUGUCAGCAACCAGUAUAUACCGAAAUAUAUACAAUAUUUAGUUUUUUAUGAAGAAGUCCAAGGUUUGGGUGAAACUAAUAGUCGUUUCCUUUUGAAGAAAAUUAAUCUUGUCCCAAGCUUAUUGUGAUGACUCCUACUUUCGACUUUUCCCAAUUAUUCAAAUGCCCUGCAUAGGUAUCUGGUCAAGGAAUAUGUAGAACCAACAAAACCUUGAAUCAAUAGUGUUUGUUGUCACCCUGAAUCAGUACUGUAGCAUUCCCAUGGUAACAUGCAGCAAGUAACAGCCAAUGUUUAGUUGCUGGGACAUGUGUAAUGGUCCUGGCAGUGUCGUCCUGUGGUAGACCCUAUAAAUAAAGACUAUGUAGUUUACUGGUAAUCAAAGGAAAAUUGAUAGUUGUUGUACAAUUUUAGCAGUCUUUUGUGUUAUAUAGAUACUAGAUUCUGUAAGGUACAACUUCAGAUACAUGUAU
Messenger RNA from Ylistrum balloti, 3664 nucleotides. RefSeq names its product transmembrane protein 127-like. Gene Ontology annotation, cellular component: membrane. The record is from RefSeq and is a predicted model, not a curated record. Bases 37 to 936 code for a protein of 299 amino acids. Gene Ontology annotation, biological process: negative regulation of cell population proliferation; negative regulation of TOR signaling. NCBI's taxonomy places the organism in Eukaryota, Metazoa, Mollusca, Bivalvia, Pectinida, Pectinidae. The transcript is spliced from 3 exons.